UAGCUACUCUCCUCGUGCAGUCCUGCCCACUCUUCAUCAUCAAAUCGAUUCACUCGGCCAAUUUCUCUCAUCCUUGACUGGGGUGGGGGUGGCACUUCUCACUUGCUCUGUCAAACUGACAGUCUCGCACGGACGGAAGAUAGCGUUACUUCCAGUCCGCAUAAUCCGUUACAGCUGAAGGCGUGUCACGAAAGUACGCCCGAUUACGGUUCGAUACGAUAUUUUGCGUUCGAAAGAGGUUGAAUAAACAUCGACGUUUACGUCGUUUGACUACUAGAAACAUCGCGACCAACAGAACAUGCUCGUCCAUCGCGACACUGCAAUUUUUGAGGCGCCUCAAAAAUCGUCUAUCGCGACACUGCAGCUCGCCACUAAGGUGUCGCCGCGUGGCCGCUCUAGCACCACGUGGCCUCAUCAGCUGUUACUCGCUUCCAUGGCUCCGCGCCUGCUGUCAGCAACACUGUUACCGAUGCUGCUGUCGGUUACAUUGUUACUGCUGCAAGCGUCGCCAUCAUCUGCUGCGAUAUCGCCAGCUGAUCUAACGAUGUCGGAGUCCGUUACUGAUACCGCAUCCAGUGGGGUUACCACCGCCGAUGGGGUUUCCACCGCCGAUGGGGUUUCCACCGCCGAUGGGGUUACCACCGCCGAUGGAGUUUCCACCGCCGAUGGGGUUUCCACCGCUGAUGGGGUUACCGCAGCUGAUGGGGUUACCACAUCCGGGGUUACCGCAGCCGAUAGGGUUAUCACAGCAGCCAGACCGAAAGCGGGUGCCAGCCGCUGCAAUAUGAACGCCGGCCGGUGGGUGCGCACUCGCUGGCAGCCACGGCGGUACACGGGCGUCAGCUGUAAGAGCAUUGACUCGACCUACAACUGCGAGAAUAACGGGCGGAAAAACCUCAAGUACCUGGACUACGAGUGGCGCAUCCCCGGCUGUAACUUGAAACGCUUCGACCCGUCAUCCUUCCUGGCGGUGCUGCGCAACAAGGUGCUGAUGAUAGUCGGCGACUCCUACGCCCUCAACCUGCAUGCGUCCCUCCGCUGCCUCGUGGAGUCCGUUGCAGUGACGCAGAAUUUCAACGGCUCUCUUUUCAAAACUGGAAUCCCUGCAAGGGGCUUCCGGGUGCCUUCCCACAACACCACCAUCAUCCGCAUCGCCUCGGCCUUCCUCCUCUACGGGGAACCAGAUGGCGAGAGGAGCGUGAAGAGCACGUGGACGGUGUGGCUGGAUCGGGUGAAUCCGGAGUGGGCUGACCUGCUGCCAUUCACAGACUAUGUGGUCAUGAGCACCGGCUAUUGGUACACCAGUGCCCGGGAGGAGAAGCGACACUAUCUCCUCAGCGACAACAACAGCUCGCAGCUCGCGUGGACCCCUGACCAGCGCACCACCAUGCAGACGGCUCUCACCACGUUAACCAACCACUUCAGCAGCAUCAAGUACUCGGGCCUCCCCAUGUUUCUCACCUACACUUCCUCCCAUUAUGGGUUUGAGCUCGCUGGCUCCGAGGCGGCCAGAGGGGCGCAGUAUAACUGCACGGACGCGUGGCGGCCAAUCGGGUGGCGCCAGGUGGACCGCAGGGAGUGGGCUGUGAGCGACAUGACGACUCGGAACGCGCAAGUGCAGAUUCUACGCAAAGCAAGGAACUUCAAGAUUCUAGACAUUACAUACGCGACUCUUUUCCGCCCUGAUGCGCAUCUCAAGAACUUCAAUAAAGGGGAUGGCGGAUUUGAUUGUGCUCACUGGUGUGUACCUGGUGUGCCUGAUAUGUGGUCUGAUCUUGUAUAUAACUAUGUCACAAAUCAUGCAGGUAGGUUGUAACUCCCACCUGUUAUUACCUUCUCUUAAUUCUGGUUUGGCAUUUGACUUCGAAUGAAAAUUCGGGCACAUCAAUUUUUCCUAUUAAUUAACAUAGUAUGGCAUA
Molecule: messenger RNA, 1919 nt
Organism: Closterium sp. NIES-67
Lineage: Eukaryota; Viridiplantae; Streptophyta; Zygnematophyceae; Desmidiales; Closteriaceae
Source: the annotation of a GenBank genome assembly